CCGUCCAGCUGGGCAGGAAUAAGGGAAGCGACCGGGAUAAAGGAGCGGAGAGGUUCUGGUUCUGGGUUCUGGAUGCUUCUGGACCCGGACCUGUUGUCUAGACCCGCGGACUGACGCACUGACGGACGCACUGACGGACGGAGGGACAGACGGACAUGGAGGAGGAUCACAAGGAGAGGUUACUGUGGACGGUGAAGCGGGAGGUGAAGCAGAUUAUGGAAGAAGCUGUAACAAAGAAGUUUGUCCAUGAAGACAGCAGCCACAUCAUCGCUCUCUGCACUGCCAUUGAGGCCUGUCUGGGUCACCUGCUGAAGAGACGGGCAGCUGGCUUUCUCCGCAGUGACAAGAUAGCAGCUCUCUUCACCAAGGUUGGCAAAGUGUACGACACUGCUGGCGAGGUUUGUCGUAAAGUACAAGAGCAGCUCCAGCAACAUGCCGAUCUCACCAGGAGACCUCAGAGCGUGAGCCAUGAACCUCUGAGGAGACAGGGCUCCUCCACCACCAGCCGGCCCCUGCAGCCUCUCUCCGCCCAGGCCAUCAAACACAUCUGGGUUCGCACAGCUCUCUUUGAGAAAGUUCUGGAUAAGAUUGUGCAGUACAUCGUGGACAACUCAAGUAAAUACUAUGAGAAGGAAGCUCUGAUGCAUGACCCAGUCUUCGGGCCCAUUUUAGCAGCCCUGCUAGUGGGGCCUUGUGCUCUGGAGUACACAAAGCUGAAAACCUCAGAUCAUUUUUGGACGGAUCCCUCAGCCAACGAGUUGGUUCAGCGCCACCGUAUCCAUGGUGCCCACCGAGGACAAGAAGUAUCGGCGUGCCGCCGGCCUGCUCUGGGGAUCCGCAAGAGGCAGUCCAGUGGCAGCAUGUCAGAGGACAGGUUUGCUGCAUCUGCCAGGGAGUACGUGGAGUCUCUUCACCAAAACUCUCGGACACACCUCUUAUACGGCAAAAACAACGUUCUGGUGCAACCGAAGAAGGACAUGGAGGUGUUGCGGGGCUACCUGUCACUCCACCAGGCAGGUGAUAACCUCACACUGAAGUGGACGCCCAACCAGCUCAUCAACGGCACUCUGGGAGACUGUGACCUGGAGAAGAGCAUCUACUGGGACUAUGCAGUGACUGUUCCUCUGCGCCAGAUCGUCUGCAUCCACUGUCACCAGCGACCUGAUUGCGGGGGGACGCUGGUUCUAGUAAGUCAGGACGGGAUCCAGCGGCCACCGCUGCACUUCCCCCCUGGUGGUCACCUGCUGGCCUUCCUGUCCUGUCUAGAAGCAGGCCUGCUACCACGAGGACAACUGGAACCUCCCCUCUGGUCCCAGAAAGGCAAGGGAAAAGUAUUUCCAAAGCUGAGGAAGAGGAGCAGCGCAGCCCGGCUGCUGGAGCAGGAGAGGAACGGGGAGGAGCAGACCGCUGCCGACUACGUCUUUCGCAUCGUCUAUCCUGGAUACAGAUACGAUGCAACAGUCACUAUAAACUACCACCACACCACGGGCAGCCGCGCUCCAUCUCUGGACGACGACGAGGAAGAGGAAGAUAGGCUCCAUGCAAUGAUCUCAAUGAUCUGCUCGCGGAACCUCACAGACCCUAAUGUCAUGAAAGACCACGGGGAGAGGAUGGAGAUGCAGGGUUUCGGUGGCAGCCCGUCGUCAUGGCAACAGGCCGAAGGAAGCGGGCCGGAGUCCCUGUGCCAGUUCUGCUCUGCGGACGGCAUCCCCGUCAACUACCCGGCAGGCUGCACCUGCAUCCAGCAGCCGGCAGACAUCCACACUGUUCCUCUUAAGAUGCUCUGCCAGAAUAUGAAGAGGCAGAUAGUCUCCAGAGCCUUCUACGGAUGGCUGGCGUACUGCCGACACCUGUCCACCGUGAGGACUCACCUGUCCGCUCUGGUCAACCACAGCAUGGUCCCCCCCGACAGGCCCUGCGAAGCCUCCGGAGGGCUCAGCAAAGAGGUGUGGAGCAAGUACCAGAAGGACUGCAAGAACUACAAGGAGCUGGAGCUGCUCCGGCUGGUUUAUUACGGAGGAGUGCAGCACGACAUCAGGAAGGAGGUCUGGCCUUUUCUACUGGGUCACUACAAGUUUGGAAUGGGCAAGAAAGACAUGAGCCAGAUCGAUGCAAAGAUCAGCGAGCGCUACCAGCAGGUGAUGCGGGAGUGGAAGGCCUGCGAGGUGAUCGUCAAGCAGAGGGAGAAGGAGAUGCAGUCGGCCAUCUUUGCAAAGCUGUCCUCCGGCAGCAGCAUCGACAGCCACGUCCUGCGCCUGGCGCACAGAGACUCCACCCUCAGCAACGAGGUGUUCAUGUCUGUGGAUGAGCCGGAUGCAGGAAGUCAGGAGACGCCGAGUGGAGAAGACAGCACUCCCACCAUGACCACCCUGGUGCCCCCCACCGCCCUCCCCCAGGAAGAGCGUCCUCUGGUAGAGUUUGACUCCCCCGACUCGGGUCUCCCUUCCUCCAGAAACUACUCGGUGACCUCUGCUCACUCUCAGAUCUUGUCCAGCAUAGACGACGGUCAGAGCACGGAGGAGGAAGGAGGGGGUAGGGAGGAGGGCAGGACUCCGGGGGGGGAGCUGCAGGACUCUCUCACGGAGAGAGGGCUAUGCAGUCAGCUGGACAAACUGGUGACCACCAGCGCUGCUGAUGAGGGGAUGGCAGCUUCACUCUCCUCCUACACAAUUGAGCUGUUGGACACAGUUGCCCUCAACCUCCACAGAAUAGACAAAGAUGUGCAGCGCUGCGACCGCAACUAUUAUUACUUCACCACAGGAAACCUGGAGAAGUUACGAAACAUCAUGUGCAGUUAUGUGUGGGAGCAUCUGGAGAUGGGCUACGUUCAGGGCAUGUGUGACCUGCUCGCACCCCUCAUGGUUAUCCUGGACGAUGAGUGCUUAGCAUAUAGCUGUUUUACUCACUUAAUGAGGAGGAUGAGUCAGAACUUCCCUAACGGUGGAGCCAUGGACACACACUUCGCCAGCAUGAGGUCACUAAUCCAGAUCCUGGACUCGGAACUGUUUGAGCUGAUGCAGCAAAACGGAGAUUACACUCACUUCUACUUCUGUUACCGCUGGUUCCUGCUGGACUUUAAAAGAGAGCUGGUGUACGAGGACGUGUUUGCAGUAUGGGAGGUGAUCUGGGUGGCUCCCAGGAUUUCCUCAGAGCACUUUGUACUCUUCCUGGCUUUGGCACUGGUCACAGUUUAUCGUGAGAUCAUCAUGGACAACAAUAUGGACUUCACUGACAUUAUCAAGUUCUUCAACGAGAUGGCUGAACGACACGAUGUCCAGCAUAUCCUGAAGAUGGCCCGUGAGCUGGUGUACAAAGUUCAAUCUCUGAUGGACAGCAAGUGACCCAGAAAUCAGAAGGUGACCAGGAGGAAUGGGAGCGCUGGAACCCAGUGUUCUGGCCUGGUGUCCAGAGCAGGUGGCAAGGGUGCCGGUCUCGGCCCGGGUCUCGGCCUCGGUCUCGGCCUGGGUCUCGGCCCGAGCCUCGGUCUGGGCCGGUCUUGGCCUGGGUCUGGGCCCGGGCCGGUGGACGGUGCUGGGACCGGAGCAGCAGCUGCUGCUGCAGGAGGGCCCGGCUCUGUAGCUCUGUUUACAUGUACCCUCACGUGGAAUGCUCAUGGUGUCUGUUCGGACAUGUGGAUUUGUCUGCAUGCUAGUGUGUCUUCACACACUGUGAGCGCAUCCUUUAGUCUCGCCAGUCCCGCUGUGUGCGUGCAUGAAAACGCACACACCGUUUUAUUCUCUCUAUACUCAGUUUUUUCCAAAGUCGUGUUCUUAAAUGACUCUGAAGCCAAACAUAUUUGCUGCUUGUCUGGAAAGUCAAAGCGCUGUCAGUGUUUGCCAAACGUGUUCCUCUUUGCAGUUCCACCUGACAACAGUAUUUACACAGAACAUGUUCAGUAGGAGCAGAGGACUUUGCCACAAAGACGUUUUCAUCAGUGACCAAAUGGACUGUGCCAACUACCUUUUCUCGAGUGUUUUAUACUACAAGCAUGUGUGUUUAUACCCCUCCCAUCCUAUCGGUUCUUCAAUUUUAUUUCUUUGUCUAAAAGCUCAUUCUGACACAAAUGUUGCCUUUUCUUAGUAACAGCCCAAGGUACUUAGAUGCACUUUCCUGGGAGCGUAUCCUCCGUGGAGCCUGUGAAAGUCUCACCACCACCGGGUGGAGCUGGAGGCGCCAACACAGGCCAAACUAUUGAGAAAGUCUGGAUGAAUUGCAGCCACCUUUUCAUGUGUCAUAAAAGAGAUAAAAACAUGUGCAGUCCUUUCUCCAAAUGGAAGAAUGAGCAAAAAUGUUAGCACAGUACUACAGCAAAUAUAGAAGCACACAAGCUUUUCUCCCUGCUGUUACACUUAACAGUUUCAUGGCUCUGUUUUGGUAACAGUGACCUUCAUCCCGUACCGUAUCUUCCAUUUACAGUAUAAGGAGGUUUGACGCUGUUUGGUUUUUAGGACCUUUUCUUGUUUAUAUUCUUCAGCAUAAAGACAGACACAAUUAAAGUGAAAUUUUGUAUUCACAAUUCACAAUGAACAGGCAAGAAAAAGUAUGUGAAUCCCUCAGAAUGAGUUGAUUUUCUGCAUUACCCUGCCAUAAAAUGUGAAGUGAUCUUAAUCAGUCGUAACAAUAGGAAAACCAUGUGCAUAAGCUGUUAAAACUCAAACAAUGUGAACUUCUUGUGACUUAAACAUUUAGUGUGUCUGAGGAAAAAGAAAGUGAACGCUUGGAGUUCAAAGCUGAUUGAAUAAUGAUUGAAAUGUUCAGGCAGAAUUCUGGACCAUUCCUGUUCCCAGACCUGCUCCAGCUCAGAAACAUCUGUAAGGAUUUCAGGUAUGAAUAUCCUCGCCACCGUCCCUGGAAAUACGGAAUUGUUACGUAAUUGGGAAUUAAAAGUUGCGUUCCGCAUUGAACCCAUACGGACAUAUAUCAUGCUCUUAUUUAUUGAUGUCAUAAUAUAAUAUACAGGUGAUGGUCGGAAAAUUUGAAUAUAUUGCAAAACUUAAUUCAUAGUAAAUUCAACUAAAGUUGAAACAAAUAUAUAAUUUCCCACUACAUUCAAAGUGAGAUAUUUCAAGCCUUUAUUUGUUAUAAUUUUGGUGAUUAUGGCUCAGUUUAUGAAAACCUCAAAUAAUAAAUCUAAAAAAAUGUGAAUAUUUUAUGAAAUCAAUAAAUAAUUCAAUCUUGCUUUGCCUGUAAUGAGACUAUGUAAUGUAUUAGUUUCGUCCUUUAAGUUGAAUUAUUGAAAUAAAUUAUUUUUUACACCAUAUUUUAAUUUCCCAACCUUCACCUGUAUCUAUAUUCUACAUCUGGGCUGAUGUGGACAUACGUAGCAUAGGAGGAUAUUUCAGUUACUAGUAUGGUUGUCUGUCUGUACAGUCACGCAGGUUCAAUGCUAUUAAAGCACUUUAAAUCAAAGCAUUUUUUUUUCAUAUAAAAUAAAUACAUUUCUAAGCAGUUUAGAAGUUUUGGGGAUGUCCCUUUUUUUUGGCGCCUGCGCUGCUGAAAUCGGGGCGUCCCUUAUUUCUAUUUCUUAAAGGUGGCAGCCCCUCGGUGUGAACGGCUCUCUUCAUGUCUGACCUCACCGCUGUUAAAGUCUGAGCUCUGACUGGACUCCUGCUCUUUUUCUGAAGCUAGUCUUUGGUGGAUUUAGCUCCGGUUUAGGACGAUUGUCCUGCUGCGUCACCAACCUCAGCUGGCACACAGCUGCUCUAACAUCGUCCUGGAGGAUUCUUUCUUAAAGUUAGAAUGAAUCUUCCCCAGGGCUCCAUACUUCACCGUUGGGAAGCUGAGCCCCAUUGGCCACAUAUAGUGCAGAGUAUCAUUCAGUACAGAAAACAUGUUUCAAGGUUUUCCUUGAAACAUGGAAACCUGGAGAGCAGCAGCUUCCUUAGUGGUGUUCUGACGUGGACAUGACUGUCACGAUAGAUUCAUGGACUAAGGAUGCCCCCAUACCAUUUAUUUCACACCGAGUACGAGUAUUUCAAUUUGUGUACUUGCCGAUACCGAGUACCGAUACGAUACUUCUACCACAAAAAUAACUAGGCUAAAAAUGCAAUGAAAAAUGCAAUUAAUUGGAAGACAGGUUUUAUUUGUAACAGAUAAAUUCAAUUAAAAUUAAAUCUGCAAGCAGCGAUGAACGGUCCUCCACCCUUGUGCACGUUCAGGCUGCAGUGGAAGCUUGAAUGACUUGAUGUAGAUUCUUCAGGCUGGACAUUUAGCGGAUGAAACCACCCACGACUCUCUAUACCAAACCAUUCAAAAGUUAUGGCAGAAAAUAAGAACUAUCAAAUAUCGACCAAUCAGAUGAAGGGCGGGGCUAAUUUGCAGCAAUCAUGUUCAAGGACUCAAAACCGAGUCCGAUGACACCACCCACGAGUCUUUAUGUGAAACCAUUC
Messenger RNA from Cololabis saira (Pacific saury), 6389 nucleotides. RefSeq names its product small G protein signaling modulator 2 (gene sgsm2). Gene Ontology annotation, molecular function: GTPase activator activity. Bases 156 to 3341 code for a protein of 1061 amino acids. NCBI's taxonomy places the organism in Eukaryota, Metazoa, Chordata, Actinopteri, Beloniformes, Belonidae. The transcript has 24 exons. The record is from RefSeq and is a predicted model, not a curated record.